Messenger RNA from Gamsiella multidivaricata, 742 nucleotides. Its product is annotated as glutaredoxin. Gene Ontology annotation, cellular component: cytoplasm. NCBI's taxonomy places the organism in Eukaryota, Fungi, Mortierellomycota, Mortierellomycetes, Mortierellales, Mortierellaceae. The transcript has a single exon. Gene Ontology annotation, biological process: cellular response to oxidative stress. Gene Ontology annotation, molecular function: glutathione disulfide oxidoreductase activity. The record is from RefSeq and is a predicted model, not a curated record. The coding region runs from base 26 to 370 and encodes 114 amino acids.
CCCCCCCCACCUUUCCCUCCUCAACAUGGCUUCCCAGAUCCCCUCAACCGUCCGAUCCCUCAUCCGUUCCUCCAUCUCUCAAAACCCAGUCAUGAUCUUCUCGAAAUCCUACUGCCCUUACUGCCUCCGCGUCAAGGACCUCUUCGAUGACAUCUCCGUUCCCUACAAAGCUCUCGAGCUCGACGAACACGAACUCGGUACCGAGAUCCAACAGGGCCUCAAACAGAUCUCGGGCCAGUCGACCGUCCCCAAUGUCUAUGUCAAGGGACACCAUAUCGGCGGAUCCGAUAAUACGCAGGAGGCAAAGGACACGGGAAGACUCAAGGAAUUGCUCAAUACGGAUGUCUGGGCCAAACUGCCCGAGCCUUGAAAGAGGGAAGACGUUGUGGAAGGGGAUCGAACGAAUGCUGCGCCGAUGGAUCAAGUGGGGAGCUGGAUAAUGGACACGCCCGCGAAUGGACUUCCUCCCCUUCCCCCCUCCCUCCCCUCCCUCCAUCAAGGAUGAGCUGCCUCUUUCCAAACCACCGCAUAUCAUCCAUCGGACCGACAGCAGUCCCGUCCUUUCCUCAUACAUUCCUGGAGUAUUUCUCCUCCCCGUUCCUGAUAAAUAAAAAAAAGUGAUUCAUAUUUCCCCGCAUUAUCCCUACAUAACCGAUUCUGAGCACUGCGAUCCCCAACGAUCUCAUGCUAUACAUUGCCAUUCAUACAUUAUUACCAAACAUUAUCAUUCGUGUAUGUAUGU